AUGGUGCGAGCUCGAAAAUGGAUGUACGUCAGCCGUCCGGAUGGCGAACCGAAGCCGGCGAAUUUUUCCAUCGAAGAAGAAGAACUUCCGCCGCUUGAGCUUGGAGAUUUUCUCGUCGAAACUGAGUACUUCAGCCUGGAUGCCGGUCUGCGUGGGUAUAUGGAGAUCGGAAUACUCCCAGUUGGCAGUCCCGUCGUUGGUAUGACAAUUGCGAAAGUGAUCGAAUCCCAGUGUGCCGAUUUUCCGGUCGGCGUUUAUGUCUGCGCCCGGCUGGGGUGGAAAACGCACGCAAUACUGAACCCGUCCAAGCACAAGGACCAACGGCCGUACGUCGUGCCAGGCUUGGAAGGACGUUCCCGGGCGCUGGGGCUAGGUGCACUGGGACUUUCCGGCAACACGGCAUACUUUGGAUUCCUUGAGAUCUGCAAACCACGCCCAGGAGAGACAGUUGUUGUAAGCGCAGCAGCCGGUGCCGUUGGCAGCCUUGUGGGUCAGAUUGCGAAACUGCACGAUUGUCACGUGGUAGGCAUCGCUGGGUCGGAGGAAAAAGUUCGUUGGCUAAAGGACAUCGGCUUCGAUGAGGUCAUCAACUACAAAACCGGGUCAGUCCGUGAACAAUUGCGUCUGGCGGCACCGCGUGGAAUCGAUUGCUACUUCGAUAAUGUGGGCGGCGAGAUAACAGAAAUAGUACGGGAGCAGAUGAACCUGUACGGGCGUAUCUCGGUAUGCGGCACUGUGUCGAGCUACAACGGUACCCCGUCGUUGGUUAGUGAUCCUCAGCGUGACUUCGUCUCGAAGCAGGUUCGUCAGGAAGGCUUCGUCGUGUUCCGCUGGCAACACCGUUGGAUGGAAGGCAUCAAGCAGUUGCUCGAAUGGAUCGACCAAGGCAAGCUCGUCCACCGGGAAACGGUCUACGAGGGGUUUGAUAAUGCACCGAUCGCGUUUGUGAGCAUGCUCCGGGGCGACAACAUUGGGAAGGCUGUACUGAAGGUUUGA
Anopheles nili is the source of this 996-nucleotide messenger RNA. RefSeq names its product prostaglandin reductase 1-like. The record is from RefSeq and is a predicted model, not a curated record. Gene Ontology annotation, biological process: prostaglandin metabolic process. Lineage: Eukaryota; Metazoa; Arthropoda; Insecta; Diptera; Culicidae. Gene Ontology annotation, molecular function: 15-oxoprostaglandin 13-reductase [NAD(P)+] activity. The transcript is spliced from 2 exons. Bases 1 to 996 code for a protein of 331 amino acids.